Molecule: messenger RNA, 1889 nt
Organism: Arachis duranensis
Lineage: Eukaryota; Viridiplantae; Streptophyta; Magnoliopsida; Fabales; Fabaceae
Product: pectin acetylesterase 10
Exons: 12
Coding region: 413-1657 (414 amino acids)
Biological process (GO): cell wall organization
Cellular component (GO): plant-type cell wall
Molecular function (GO): pectin acetylesterase activity
Source: RefSeq, a predicted model, not a curated record
UUAUUUUAAUUCUUUUAUUGAGUCAUUCCUUCAUUUGCACUAUUAUUUCUUCUCACUUCUAUGCAAACACACAUUCUAGUGAUGUUUCAAGUUUGCUUCUGAAUCUGUUUCUUCAUCAUCAUUUGAUUUCUGUCUCAACUUUUAAGCCCUGUUUCUGUUCCGUUACAAUGCUAUAAAUGCUGCAUUCAAUGACCAUUUAUGACCAAGUAGAAGAAAACUUUCUUCUUUGUUUCUUUUAGCCUUUUUUUUGUAAAGGGAACCUUUUUACCAACUUCCAUAGCCUUGGAAAGUCUUAGUCUUUUUUCUUCUCAACAGGAAUAUACUUUUCCUGUACUUGCUUCUCCAAUUUAUUAGAGAUUCUGGGGAAGUGCCACUUUUGGUUGUCACUGUCUUACUCAAACUACAUUUGGUAAUGUUGAAAAGAGGCAACAGUUUUGGAGCCAUGAGGAUGCUAUGCUGGGGGUUUGGGUUUAUAGGGUUCAUGUUUGUGAAAUUGGUACAAGGAUUUGAGAAUGGUAAUGUCACAGAUAUGCUGUAUUUCAAUAAUAACAGACCUUUGAUGGUUGGUCUUACUCUUAUUUAUGGUGCUGCCGCCAAAGGAGCUGUAUGUCUUGAUGGAUCUUUACCAGGUUACCACUUCCACCGCGGAUAUGGCGCCGGAUCAAACAGUUGGCUCAUACAAUUGGAGGGAGGAGGCUGGUGUGGAAAUGUCAGAAAUUGCAUUUAUAGUAAGAAGACGCGGCAUGGUUCGUCGGCGUUUAUGGAAAAACAGAUACCAUUUGUUGGGAUAUUAAGCAACAAAGCUUGGGAAAACCCAGAUUUCUACAAUUGGAAUAGAAUAAAAAUUCGUUAUUGUGAUGGUGCAUCGUUUACUGGAGACAGUCAAAAUGAGCGAGCAGGGUUGUUUUUCAGAGGGCAACGCAUCUGGCUCGCUGCUAUGGAAGAUCUAAUGUCGAAAGGAAUGCGCUAUGCUAAGCAGGCUCUUCUAUCUGGAUGUUCUGCAGGAGGUUUGGCAACUAUUCUACAUUGUGAUGAAUUCAAGGAAAUGUUUCCAAGAACCACAAGAGUAAAGUGCUUAAGUGAUGCUGGAUUGUUCCUUGACGCUGUUGAUGUAUCCGGCCAUCGCAGUUUGAGGAAUUUGUUUGGAGGUGUGGUUGCCUUACAGGGAGCACAAAGAAACCUUCCAAGGACUUGUACCAGUCGCCUCAAUCCAAUUUUGUGCUUUUUCCCUCAGCACUCAAUUGCCAGUGUUAAGGCACCACUGUUUCUUCUCAAUGCAGCUUAUGAUACUUGGCAGAUUCAAGCAAGUCUAGCUCCACCAUCUGCUGACUAUCACUGGAAUUGGUAUGAUUGCAGAAAAAAUUACGCGCGUUGCAGCGCGCCUCAAAUGCAAUAUCUGCAAGGUUUUCGGAAUCAGAUGCUAAGAGCUGUAAGAAGAUUCUCGAAGUUGCGUAAAAACGGGUUAUUCAUAAAUUCUUGUUUUGCUCAUUGCCAGUCCGAAAGACAGGAUACAUGGUUUGCUCGCGACUCUCCCCAUAUUGGAAAUCGAGGGAUAGCACAGUCUGUUGGAAACUGGUAUUUCGAUCGAGUUCAAGUUCAGGCCAUUGGUUGUCCUUACCCUUGUGACAAAACCUGCCAUAAUUUGGUUUUCAAUUGAUAGAUUCAUUGCCAAGGAUAUCAUUCUUUCAAUAAUAUUCUUGUGCUGUGCAAAUUUUUCCUAAGUGCCAAGAAAUGAAGAAAAGAUAGCUCUAUAUAUAGAAAAAAAUAAGCUUAUUGCUUUGAAAAUUACAUUAUUCAUUCAUGUAAACCAUUGACGGUUUUAUUCAAUUUUCAUUGAGGUUCCUGUCUGUGGAACUUCCACCAUAGCAGACUUGUGUUCAAGUUGAGAA